AACGUUUCGCUGUCGCGAGAGAAGCCGUCUACCAAAAUCACUAUUGCACGCUGGCAGAUAAACAGCCAUGGACAUCAUGUCUGCCUCGCAACAAUACUGCCUCCGAUGGAACAAUCAUCGCUCGAACCUGCUGAACAGCUUCGAGGAGUUGCUGCACAACGCGGCGUUCACCGACGUCACCCUCGCCGUCGAAGACGGCAGGACGGUCAAGUGUCACAAGAUCGUGCUGGCUGCGUGCUCGACGUAUUUCCAGACUUUAUUUCACCAACUGUCAAGCUAUAAUCACCAUCCGAUAAUCGUCCUUAAAGAUGUUGGAAUGCCGGAGAUAAAGGCGAUACUAGAGUACAUGUAUCGCGGCGAGGUGAACGUCGCGCAUGAACAGUUACCCGAUCUGCUGAAGAUCGCGCAAGUACUGAAGGUAAAAGGGCUGGUUGAGGAGCACGGUAGCAAUACGUCGAAUACGCCUCACGAUCUUCGCUCCGAGGGUACGUCGGUGUCGCCGCCACCCGAUAUCAGUACCAGCACCAGCACCGGUGGUGGCGGCGGCGCCAGCCACUCGUCGCCGCCGUCUUACUACUCCCUUUACGGGAACUCGGCCUCGGACGCCCGCGAUUCGAGUCACCUGGCAAGUUCAUUACCAACGUGGCCGUUGUUACAUUCCACGGGUCAUCCCGUGCUUCCAAAGUCGCUAUCCUCGAUUCUUGGCGGUGGCAGCGGCAACAGUGGCGGAUCCUACGAUAACGUUAUUGAAACCUCGCCGUUCAUCAAACGCCGGAAGUUGCCGCAGCCACCGUCAGGCCUGCUGAUAAAUAACGACACGCCGAUAUUGCGCACGGUACUUGGCCAGGCUCACGUUGACAGUUCGCAGGCAGUUCUGCCGCUGUUGCAACCAGACAGCCAUGAACCAGUCAGCUACCGCAACGCAAACAGCAAUGGAUCCACAAACGACAGCGAUAAUCGCCGCAGCAACGACCUGGCACACGGUGAAACGACGGUCCAUGCCGAUGCCUCCUACGCAGAUGAAGACGAGAGACAACCGUCUCCGCAGUCUUAUCCAGAUACCGCAAGGAAUUCAGCUGCCGCGGAUUGCGUUCAGCCGAAACCCGAAUGGAAACGCUAUAAGCAAUACACUCGUGAUGACAUCAGCGCGGCGAUCGAGGCAGUGAGAAAAGGUAUGAGCGCCGUUCAGGCUGCGCGAAAAUACGGCGUGCCGUCGCGUACCCUUUAUGAUAAAGUGAAAAAGCUGGGGAUCCCUACGUCCCGCCCAUUCAAGCGCUCAGCGAGUAACGGUGGAAGCGGCGCUUGUUUCCCUUACGGAAUCGGCGCCAACGUGAACGGCGCUCUUUAUGACAACAAUGCCAGCAGUGCCAAUGCCCUCUCCGAAAAUGAGAACGAAAGCAACGUCAACGCCCCCGAGGGUCUAGCCGGCACGAGUGCAGCGAUUUUCGACGCCACAUACGCAAAGGCGAAGGACUCAUCUCGAGACCGCGGUGACUCGAUACCAGACUCGAUGGCCCGUUGCAGUUCGAGUCCGGUGAUACGUUGCGCUAAGCAAAGACAGCAGCAGCAGCAGCAGCAGAACCUGGACGAAGUAGAGGACUUGUCGGUGAGUCGCAAAUCCGACGUUCCAGUGAUAGUACCGCCAUCCACUACAUCGACCACGAUUAAAGACGAGGCGCAGGAAACAGGAUUGGACAGUAACGACUGUUGCGAUUAUAGUUAACUUUUACAGUCCAGUGAUGGAAGAUAAUAAGGUACGAGUAGUUU
Messenger RNA from Trachymyrmex septentrionalis, 1767 nucleotides. Its product is annotated as broad-complex core protein isoforms 1/2/3/4/5-like. The transcript is spliced from 3 exons. The record is from RefSeq and is a predicted model, not a curated record. NCBI's taxonomy places the organism in Eukaryota, Metazoa, Arthropoda, Insecta, Hymenoptera, Formicidae. Gene Ontology annotation, cellular component: nucleus. Bases 68 to 1723 code for a protein of 551 amino acids. Gene Ontology annotation, biological process: regulation of transcription by RNA polymerase II. Gene Ontology annotation, molecular function: DNA binding; protein binding.